CACUGCCUGCUUAUUCAUCAGGUACAAAGGUUGAACAAAAACAAAGUGCUGUUGCAUCAUAUUAUUUCUUGUCAGUGCAUUGAAAAAUCUGCUCUUGUGCACAUAUGCUGCUCUAAAAAGCAACAGAAAGAACCACUGUAGAAACCACUGCAGAAGUCAGCGGUAUUCUCAUACUGGCAUAUAAAAGUGUUGCUUUUUACUAGGCUCUAAACAUGACACUCUCUUGGCUUGUGAUCUGUGCUGGAACACUGUUUUUGAAUCCUGUCUCUGCUGACUGCAACUUUACUUCUCAAACUGUCACUUGUGAGGCGUCUGGAAAGAACCUCUCUAAUAUACCCAGUAACCUUUCCCAAAAUGUUACUAUAUUAAGCCUCAAAAAUAAUAAAAUCACUUUAAAAGAUAUCGACAAAGAGAUUCUUCAAAGUUUUAUUAAACUCAUUGAACUUUACCUGAAUGAAAACAUGAUUAUUGUACUGUAUAACAAUAGCUUCUGCAAUCUGACAAAACUGGUAAUUCUGGAUAUCAGCAGCAACCGUAUUAGCACAGUUCAUAAGACAGCAUUUGCAGGAUUAAAUCAACUGUCAGUGUUGAAUCUAUCCUAUAACAUGAUUACUCAACUAGAUCCUUAUACAUUUACUUGUCUAAAAAGUCUGACAGCUUUAAAUCUACAGUAUAACCCUCUGAAAUAUUUUCAUAUAAAAUCACCCUUUAAAUUGAUUAAAAUAGUUUUAGCUGGAAACCCCUGGACCUGCUCCUGUGACCUCCUUGAUUUACAGAUAUGGCUAACUGCCUCCAAUGUGACAAAGGAAAAUGAAAACAACACUAUAUGUACGUUCCCAAAUACCAAGGAAAAAUGCUCCAUCAAAACAGUAGCUAUUCAACCAGCUGACUGCAAAACUGAACAAGCUUCUUUAGAAAACACUGUAACUUCCGCUUCUGCCAUUAAGCUUAAAAGUAGCGCCUUCCUAACAGCUCGGACUCCAAACAUCACUGAAAACAAUGGGACGCAUGCAGAGUUACCACUUCCUGGCAAAAGCUGGACCUUCCUAGCAGGUGUCCUAGGGUUUGUCCUAAGCAUUACACUCCUGAUUUUUAUGGCUGCAAAAUGCCCAACAUGGUAUCGCUAUUUGAUAAGCUACAGUCACCGUCAUCUAGAAGAAAAUGACUCAGAGAUGUUUGAACAGGAAUUCUCAGCUGACAUGAGUUCUUUUCCUACAUUAUUGGAUACAAACAAUGAAGAUCCAAUUUCCCUUGAGAAAAUUCAUACAUGUGUGCCUGGGGAAGAUGGAUUUAUUGAGAAUAAAUACACUGAUACUUAUGCAACUGAGGAGAGUUAAUAAUGUCUUAAGGAUGAAGAACUGAUUUCUCAAAACUGUAGUACGCUUGUACUUCCGUAUUAUGCGACUUA
Molecule: messenger RNA, 1408 nt
Organism: Pezoporus flaviventris
Lineage: Eukaryota; Metazoa; Chordata; Aves; Psittaciformes; Psittacidae
Gene: LRRC19
Product: leucine rich repeat containing 19
Exons: 5
Coding region: 213-1337 (374 amino acids)
Biological process (GO): positive regulation of non-canonical NF-kappaB signal transduction; interleukin-8 production
Cellular component (GO): plasma membrane
Molecular function (GO): protein binding; signaling receptor activity
Source: RefSeq, a predicted model, not a curated record